CAUGCUGGCACUCAUGAACGACCUCAACCUCAAGUUUCAGAAGCGAGAGGUCGAUGUCACAGAGGUGGCAACGGACAUCGACGCGACACUGGGGGAUCUGCGGCACCGCUAUGUCGACUUCGGGGAGAUUUUCGGUGUCGGCGCCGAAAACACCUGGCUCUCGGCGUUCCUCGCGGUGUACGGGCGCGGCGGAACGAAGCGGGUGAAGGUGCGCGGUAUCGACUUGGAGGGGAACCCCGUCACCCAUACGUACAAGAUGCACGAGCGGCACCUCGACAAGCACCAGUACGGGAGCAGCUACAAGGACUGCGUGCAGCUGUGCCAGAAGCACGCCAAGGAUACCAUGACCAACGUACAAGAGCGGAUGCUGGAUCUGCGCAAGAUGUCGCCGACGAAGCUCUGGGUGGCGGCGAAGUGGCCGAGACAACGGGCGCAGCGCGAGAAGAAGACGAGAGAGUAUCUGCUUGGAUGCAGCGGCAUCUUCGAGCACAAGCUGCCAGGCUUCGACGUGAAGGCAGCGGAGAGGGAGCUCGCAACUUGGGCGCCGAUCAUGCAGAAUCAUCACGAGGUGGAGAGUUUCCACCAAGGCCUGGCAAACUACCUCACGAAGACGGACUCGAGCAGGCGCUGGCCCAAUCUGAUGCGCCUCUGGCAGGCCUGCGCCGUGCUGCCUUUGUCAACCGUCGAAUGCGACGACCCUUUCCUGUCCGACGAUGAGGGGGGUGAUGAUGAGAUUACUGUAGAUGUGCCGGAGUUCUAGGUGCCUGUUAGCUAGUGGUGAUUGCUUG
Closterium sp. NIES-67 is the source of this 788-nucleotide messenger RNA. Lineage: Eukaryota; Viridiplantae; Streptophyta; Zygnematophyceae; Desmidiales; Closteriaceae. The record is from the annotation of a GenBank genome assembly.